AUGGGAUUGAAAAGCGUAGUCCAAUUUUUAGAGAAUAAAACCAUUUUAGUCACUGGAGCCACAGGCUUUCUUGGAAAGAUGUUAGUGGAGAAGGUGCUGAGGAUUCAACCUAAUGUGAAGAAGCUGUAUCUUCUCAUCAGAGCUUCUGAUGGCGAAUCAGCCUCCAAAAGGAUGCAUAUUGAGGUGUUAGGAAAGGAGUUGUUCAGAGUUCUAAGACAGAAAUGGGAAACAAAUUUUGAUCAGUUUAUAUCAGAAAAGGUAGCUGCCAUACCGGGAGAUGUUUCUUGUGAAAAUUUGGGUGUGAUUGAUUCCCAAUUGAGGGAAAUCUUAUGGAAAGAAAUAGACGUUGUAAUUAAUUCGGCAGCCACCACCAGCUUUGACGGCAGAUAUGAUGUUGCUUUGGGAACCAAUACCUUUGGUGUUCUCCACGUGCUAAGCUUUGCGAAGAAAUGUGUCAACUUAGAGAUGCUUGUCCAUGUUUCUACAGCUUAUGUUUGUGGUGAAAGGGAGGGAACCAUACCAGAGGAUACAAUAUUUUAUAUGGGUAAAACGAUAAAGUCAGACCCUAAAUUAGAUCUCGAAGUAGAACAGAAAUUGGUGGCUGAGAAACUGAACGAUUUACAAGCGCAAAAUGCUUCCGAAGAUACGAUUACAACCAUCAUGAAGGAUUUUGGCAUUAAAAGGGCAAAACUUCAUGGUUGGGCAAAUACCUAUGUGUUUACAAAAGCAAUGGGAGAAAUAUGUGCAAAGCAAUUCAGAGAAAAUAUUCCCCUAGCCAUCAUACGUCCAACUAUGGUCACCAGCACUUACAAUGAACCUUUCCCAGGCUGGAUUGAAGGUUUGAGAACGAUUGAUGGUGUGAUAGCUGCCUAUGGCAAAGGAAAGGUGAAAUUUUUCCUUGGUGGUCCGAAGUCAAUACUUGAUUUGGUGAGUUAA
This is a messenger RNA of Ziziphus jujuba (common jujube), 936 nucleotides long. RefSeq names its product probable fatty acyl-CoA reductase 4. Lineage: Eukaryota; Viridiplantae; Streptophyta; Magnoliopsida; Rosales; Rhamnaceae. The coding region runs from base 1 to 936 and encodes 311 amino acids. Gene Ontology annotation, molecular function: alcohol-forming very long-chain fatty acyl-CoA reductase (NADP+) activity. The record is from RefSeq and is a predicted model, not a curated record. The transcript is spliced from 7 exons. Gene Ontology annotation, cellular component: intracellular membrane-bounded organelle. Gene Ontology annotation, biological process: long-chain fatty-acyl-CoA metabolic process; suberin biosynthetic process.